Messenger RNA from Myodes glareolus (Bank vole), 5154 nucleotides. RefSeq lists its product as uncharacterized. Gene Ontology annotation, molecular function: DNA-binding transcription factor activity, RNA polymerase II-specific; RNA polymerase II transcription regulatory region sequence-specific DNA binding. Lineage: Eukaryota; Metazoa; Chordata; Mammalia; Rodentia; Cricetidae. Gene Ontology annotation, biological process: regulation of transcription by RNA polymerase II. Gene Ontology annotation, cellular component: nucleus. The record is from RefSeq and is a predicted model, not a curated record.
UUGUGUCCUGUCUAUGGUUUAACUUCCCAUGGGUAGAUUGUUGAAAGAAUCUGAGCUUUUAGAUCGCCAAGUUGGACUCAAGGUAAGGAAUCGAGCAGGCGCGGAGUGACGGCUGAUGAGACCACCGGCCGUGAUGAUGGCUGUGCGCGGGCCCAAGCAACAACAGCAGAGUCCAAUGGCGACUCAGAAGCACCCGGCUCAGAUAACGAGGUCCACAGAAACACAUAUGGUCUGUACACAGGACUACAUGACCUUUGAAGACGUGGCUGUGUACUUCUGCCAGGAAGAGUGGGAGCUCCUGGAUGAAGCGCAGAGGCUACUGUAUCUCGAUGUGAUGCUGGAGAACUUUGCACUCAUAUCCUCACUAGGUUGUUGGCAUGAAGCAGAGGCGGAAGAAGCAGCUUGUGCACCAAGUGUUUCACCAGCUGAAAAGCCACAGGUCAGGACUCCAAAGGAGGGCCUACCCACACAGAUGACUCAUCCUUCUGACAUCUGUGUCGCCAUCCUGAAAGACAUUUUACAUCUGAAUGACCUACCUGCGCAGAAACCAUAUUUGACUGAGGUGUGUGCAAGCCUCCUGGACCAGAAGCAUCAUAGAGCCAAGAAUUGGUUAAAGAGAGAUGUGGACUCCCUUGUGAAGAACUGUAUAUUUCAUGUAUCAGAGAAUCCUUUCAUCUGUAGUAAGACUGGAGAAAACUUCUCAGCUGUGUGGAAUCUUUUCCAACCCCAGGCCCUUCCCAACGGUGAGAAUCAAAACAAAAUUAAGCAUGGAAAGACCUUUCACACGAAUAAAAAUAAUUCUAAGUCAGAUGAAUAUAAGAAACCUUCCAGUCCCCAACACAGACUUCUUGAGAACCAGGGAGUCUGCAGUGAAAAGGAGGGGUUUGGAUCUAGCAAACAUAAGCAAGACUUAAACAAGUACACACUUGUACCACCCCAGACAGAGCAGACUGAACAAAGAUCAUAUGAGUGUCGCGACUGCGGGAAACUGUUUGGCCAAAAGGCCACACUUAGAAUACACCAGAGGCGUCACACUGGAGAAAAACCUUAUAAGUGUGGGAAAUGUGGAAAGUCUUUUUGUCAGAGCUCCAACCUCAGCGAGCACUGCAGAGUUCACAGUGGCGAGAGACCUUAUGAGUGUGUGGAGUGUGGGAAAGCCUUCGGGUGCCAUUCUAGUCUUCUCCGGCACCAGAGAACGCACACAGGAGAGUGGCCGUAUGAAUGCGGUGACUGCGGAAGACUGUUUAGACAGGUCGUCAGCCUGAUCACGCACCGGAGGACGCACACUACAGACAAGCCUUACGAAUGUGGACAGUGUGAAAAAUCCUUUAGUCACAGAGCCACUCUCACUGUCCACCAGAGAGUGCACACUGGGGAAAAGCCCUAUCGCUGUGAAGAGUGUGGGAAGUCCUUCAGCCAAAGUGCCAACCUCAUUAAACACUCCAAAAUUCAUACUGGAGAAAAGCCUUACGAGUGCGGGGAGUGUGGCCUCUGCUUUCGGCAAAGAGCCACCCUCAUGAAACACCAGAGAACCCACACUUCAGAAAGGCCUUACGAAUGUAGGGAAUGUGGUAAGUUCUUUAAACAAUACUUCUACCUCAUUGAACACCGUAGGAUUCACACCACAACAGAAUUUUAUGAGUGCGAGCAGUGCGGGAAAUCAUACACGCAAAAGGCCACCCUUGUCAGACACCAGAGAGUCCACACGGGGGAAAGCCCUUAUAAAUGCGAGGAGUGUGGGAAAGCCUUUGAAUACAAAUCCAGACUUGAUCGCCAUCAGAGAACUCACACUGGGGAAAGGCCGUAUGAGUGUGGCAAAUGCGGGAAGUUCUUCAGGGAGAGCUACAAUCUAGCUGAACACCAGAAAAUCCAUACUAAAGCAAAGCCUUACAACUGUGAUCAGUGUGGGAAAUGUUUUAGCCGGAGAGCGGAUUUGGUCAAGCACCAGAGGGUUCACACAGGAGAACGGCCUUACACGUGUGGGGAGUGUGGGAAGACCUUCAGUCGAACAACCAACCUUGUUCAGCACAGCAGAAUUCACACUGGGGAGCGGCCAUAUGAGUGUGACCAGUGCGGGAAAUCUUUUAGCCAAGUCUCUACUCUCACCCGGCAUCAGUUACUCCAUGCUGGAGAAAGACCUAAAUAUAGCAAAUGAAGUGCAUCUUAGACAGCCCUCUAGUAUCUCCUAAGACCAAAAAUGUCACAGAAAGGCAGAAAAUGUGGGAAAUCCUUCAACACAGGGUAGACAUCACAGCUCCUGGAGGCCUGCGCUGAAGACACCCUUAGACAUCCCAAGAGUGUUGCGUUGUCGUUCACUAUGGCAGACUAGAGCCUCACACAAGUCUCCAGAGGGGCAGAGUACUGUAUGAGCUCCAGGCAUGUGUAGUAUGUACUGAAGGCACCCUGCACGUUCCAGACAGCCAAUCUCCCUUGCCAGAACUAAUUAACUGCCAUCAUGUCUCCUAAAAAGUGUCUCUCAUCAAGCAACUUGCAUUGAGUGCAUAUUCCCCCAACAUAGUCUCCCCUUCCCUAGUGAAAGCCUCAGUUGCCUGUACCCUGCAAAUGACCUUAAUCCCUUCUUUGGGUCUGUUUUCUGCCUAAAAGAACCUGGUCUGGGUUUAUCUGGAGGCUUCAGGGAGGGCUAUCUUUUUUUUAUUCUCACACAACUCAUGUAGCUGUUUCUGUACUCCAAGAUCACUAGCCAGUAACCUCCUGCUGUUUCGUGCAAUAAUAAAAGCCUUAUGGUUUUUUUCGUGUACUUUUAAUCAAAAGUUUCUAUUCACAGCCUUAAGUGGGUAAAAUACUACUGUAGGCCCUGUUUGUAUAGAUUGGAACAGUGUUUGAGGCAGCUCCGUUCAUGUUUAAGUGGGGGUACUGUCAUGGGAAAGAGUACUUCUUACUUAUGUUGCUUUCCAAGACCUUUAGUGGAACAAAGCAGAGUGUUUAGUCCCAGCUUUUUGCCUCAAUGCCUGCUUUUGGUUUGUUUGUUGGAAGGAAGGUGUUUAGUUUGCAUUUAGACCACUGGUUACUUUGAAGGUCAGGUCAGUUGUUAGUGCUCUUAGAAAAACUUAAAACGUAUUCCAUCAUUCCUGUCGUCAUGAUCUGACAUGAUGUCCAAGAUUGCUGAAUAUUAAUAUGUACAUUGAUUAGUUGAGAGACAGAGUCUUUAUAUCUGAAAACAAAGACAGAGACCACUGGUAUUGCAUUCUGGAAAACAAUUUGCCCAUAUCUGUGUCCUGAAAUUUUCACUGAGUCUGAAUUCAGGCUGUGACAUAAUGAUUUCAGCUGCUUAUGACAGGAUUUACUAUGAGAAACAUCAGCAUAAAGCAGAGCAUGAAGAUUCAAAAGCUACAGUUUUUUCCAGGAACCAAAUGUGUUGGAGUUGCAGACAGCAGCCAUAGUUGCAAUGGGAACCAUAAAAGAAGCCAAGCACUUCAUUGCUAGGGCAUAGAAAAAAUACCUUGAAGGCUCCAGGCUGUUCAACUACAAACUCAUGGGAAAGACUUUCCCUUUUAAAGGGCACUGCUAAGGUUUUGUAAAGAAUUGCUUAGGGAGAUGCUUUCCUGGGUCCAGCUCCCAUAAGAAGGCUACUGCAGUUGUGAACCAAGGAGACUGGUUCUGCUCCAACUAGCAGCAUUAAUACCAUGGACAUAGUGUUCCUCUUACAGGCAGGCAGAACAGAAGUUAUGUUGUGGAGGCUUCUGUUGAGCCCAGAGAAUAGCCUGUGAUGCUAACUACUGUGGGCCAAGGUCAGUUUCCUCCAACGCCUCUGGAGAUUCAUGGAGCUUGAGAAGUUAAGACUGAAGUGCAUGUUGUAUGUCAGGAACAUGGGAUGUCUGCCAAGGAAAACUGCCAGGACCAAUUAGAACCAGUCCAAUAGAGUCUAUGCAGGCUACAGAAAAGAGAGUCUUAGGAAGAGGCAUACUCAAGUGUUUUGGAUCUCAGGUGAUGGCAGUGUGUGAUCCUGAUCCCAGGAAUGAAGCUACAGGAUUUUCAUUCAAAUGUUUGUUUGUUUUUCUCUCCUUUGUUCCCAUUAAUCCCGUCUGUGGUCCACUUCUUCCCUUUUAAAAUAGGAAUGGUUACACUGCACCAUUGUAGUUUGGAUUUACCUAACCUUCUUUUUGGCUCGGUUAAGUGUUUACCUUUGUUCUCAAAAGAAACUUUGAGCUUCUGAACAGUAACGAAACCAUUAAGAUUGAAGACAGUUGAAGUGGCACUAAGUACAUUUUGCGUCAUAAGAUGGCGAUGAGCCAUUUUAUGGUUUGGAUUUGAAAUGCCUCUCAAGAUUUAAAAAUCUGCUUCCCAGAUAGUAGUGCUAUUUUGGCAGAUGGUAGGGUCCACAGGAGAUGAGGCCCAGGUGGCAGGAGUCAGUCACUAGGAGCAGAUCUUUUGAAGGUUAUACCCAGCCCAUAGUUAAGUGGCUCUCCACCUGUGAGCUGUGAGCUCACAAAUUUACAUUAUGAUUUAUAAUAGUAACAAAAUUACAGUCAUGAAGUAGCAAAUCAUUUUAUGGUUGGGAGGAAUCACUACAAUAUGAGGAAAUAUAUUAAAGGCUGUCAACAUUGGGAAGGUUGAGAACCACUGGCCUAGUUGUGUUGGCUGCCUCUCUGCUUUUAUCAUCCUGUGAACAGCCUUUGCUGCCUUGAACUAAGCAGUAAUUUACCCCCACCCUAGCUUCCCAGUAGGACAUACUGAGCCCUUUGGAAUGGAACCAGAGUAAAUCAUUCCUUCAGUUCUGCAAAAUUAACAUGCUGAUGUAUAACAGAUGUGCAUUUAUGUGUACAUUUUUAUGGUAUAUGCAUUGAUCAGGUUAUAAAUCCAUAAGGCCUUCAUGAUUUCAAUAAUGUUUAUAUUCAGAGUUUCUCUUCUCUUGUGUGAUCUGGUUUCCACAGAUUUUUAAGUAUCUGGUGACUUGCUUUCCUUCAUAAUGACUUGAUUUUACAUGGAGCUUUUAGAAUUUUUAUUUGAAGAGAAUAAUAAAGUGCUUGCCAUUUUCUAAUUAUUUUCAUAUUGGAUAAUUGGUUUAGAUUUGCUAUUGUGCCUAUAAUGAACACAUUGUUAUUUUUAUUGUUAAGCAGAAUUCUAUUUGUUCAUCUGUUAAUGAUCAAGCAGCCUGUGGCCAGUUGAAGACAAUUAAUAAAGUUACAAAGAACA